Molecule: messenger RNA, 1788 nt
Organism: Marmota monax (woodchuck)
Lineage: Eukaryota; Metazoa; Chordata; Mammalia; Rodentia; Sciuridae
Product: butyrophilin subfamily 1 member A1-like
Exons: 12
Coding region: 43-1542 (499 amino acids)
Biological process (GO): T cell receptor signaling pathway; regulation of cytokine production
Cellular component (GO): external side of plasma membrane
Molecular function (GO): signaling receptor binding
Source: RefSeq, a predicted model, not a curated record
GCUCUGUGACAGUCCCACAGGCACUGGGACCUUCCAGCUAGGAUGCAGUUCUUCUGUGUGGGCAGCUGGACAUGCUUGCUCUCCCUCCUUCUUCCCUGGCCAGGUGCAGGGCAGUUCCUUGUGAUUGGACCAAGCUCACCCAUCAUUGUCAUGGUGGGAGAAGAGGCCAUGUUUUCCUGUCACCUCAGCCCUUCCAUGGAUGCUCAGAACAUGGAGGUGACAUGGCGCCAUACAAACAAAUCAGGCCUGGUACAUAACUAUAGGAAUUCCCAGGACAAGGACCAGCAGCACCCAGAGAACCAAGGGAGGGCAGAGAUCCUGAGGGAGAACAUCACCAGGGGUCAAGUGGCCCUGAGGAUCCGCAACAUCCAUCCUGCAGAUGAAGGCGACUACAGAUGUUUCUUUUUAAGCUCCACCUACCACAAUGAAGCACAUUUCAAAGUGUUGGUCACAGGCACGGGCAUGGCUCCUCGUGUUCACGUGGAACCUGACACAGCCUGGGGCAUCAGGCUGACCUGCACAUCCACGGGGUGGUACCCAGAGCCCCAGGUGCAGUGGAAGGGCAGGCAGGGACUGCACUUCACACAAGACUAUGAGACAGUGAGAAUGGAAGAGCCUGGCACGUUUCAGGUGCAGGCAUCCAUCACAGUGGACGAGAGGUCAACAGGAAACUUGUCCUGUGUUGUAAGGAACCCACUCCUCGGCGAGCAGAAGGAAGCACAUGUGUCUCUGGCAGGUGCCUUGUUUCCCAAGGACUGGUCCUGGACGAUGGGGCUGUGUGUGUUCCUGGUCCUCCUGGAAGUCAGCCUGGUGGUCACCUGUGCUCUGCUGAUGCGGGCCAGAAGAGCCAAAAGUUUGCUCAAGGAGCAGCACGAGUUGUUGAAAAAACAAAGAGAGAAAACAGAAGACGAGAAUGCUGAAUUAGAAGAAGAAUGUGGUAGAGUCAAAAAAGAACUCGCACAUAGAAAACGCCUUGCGGAAGCUGAACUAAAGAAGAUUCAAAGAUUUGCAGCAGACAUAACACUGGAUGCAGCCACCGCUCACCCUUACCUGGCCGUGACAGAUGAUGGGAAAUGUGUGACAUAUGUGCCCGAGAGGCAGGACGUUCCCGACAACCCUGAGCGAUUUGACACACUGGUGGGCGUGCUGGGUCGGAACCGCUUCUCUGGCGGAGAUCACUACUGGGAGGUGGGAGUGGCAGGCAAAAGCAUGUGGGCUGUCGGGCUGUGCUUGGAGUCCGUCAGGCGGAAGGGCCAGUAUACCAAGGCCUGUCCUGAAACCGGCUUCUGGAUUCUUCGCCUGCAGAACGGCGAGUGCUCAGCUUUUGCCACACCCCGCACAGUGGUUACCCGAGAACCCCUCUCACGGCUGGGGGUUUUUCUGGAGUAUGAAAAAGGGUUGAUCUCUUUCUACAAUGUCACCGAGUUUGUCAUUCUCUUCACCUUCAAGAGCAACUUCAAAAGCGAGCCACUGAGGCCUUAUUUCUACCCUGGGACUGUCAGUGCCGAAAAGACGAAUGGCCUUAGCAUCCUGAAGGUGUGAGCAGUUACCUGCAGGUCCCCACAGCACAACUGCACCAGGCCACAGCGGCCAGCCACAGGGACCACGGUGGUGCACAGGCAUGCCCCUCCUGGACUCUGAAGAGCAGGGUGCUGGCGGUGUCCUGCAUGCUCACUCUCAGCUUUGUGGGAGACUAGGGGCAAUCUUCAUUGAUCCUCUUGGUCCCCAGGCCCUCCUGAGCCCCUUUCCUGUGAUUUCUUUGGGCUUUAAUAAAUAACAAGUUCUCCA